AGUCAAGUGACACUGAGUCACAUGUUAUGCUGAGUGGUCAGCUGACUCACAGUGAGGCUCCAUAAAGCCUUCGACGCAAGACGCAGUCUGCGUUCAUUACACUUCCGUUCGUUAGAGGAAAACAGCGGAGUCAUGCUGCUUCUAAGCCUCCUUUUCGUGUCGUCAGCUGUGGCCAUCCCUCUCCUGGGCACAGAGCAGUGUGCUCGUGGACCCCCUUACUGGUGUCAGAAUGUGAAGACUGCGUCUCUGUGUGGAGCGGUGAAUCACUGCCAGCAGAACGUAUGGAACAAACCCCAGAUGAAAGCUGUGCCAUGCGACUUGUGUAAAGAGAUAGUCAUGGUGGUCUUACAGGUUUUGAAGGACAAUGCAACACAGGCGGAAGUUCUUGGCUACAUGGAAAAGGCCUGCCAGCUCAUUCCUGACAAAGGUUUGAGUGCAGAGUGCAAGGAGAUGGUUGACAAUUACUACCCCAUCGUCAUCGGAAUCAUCAUUGGAGAACUGGAUGAUCCCGGUGUGGCUUGUGGCGCAAUCGGCCUUUGUCGCUCCCAGCAGAUGGCCCUGGCUGAGUUACAUCAACAGCUCCUGUCCAACGAGAUCCCACAAAUUGACCUUUCCCAGCAAGCAACACCAUUCCUCCUCAAUGUGCCACAGAUCCUCUAUCCACAAGAGACUCCCCAACCCGAAAAAACUCCAGUAGAAGGAGCUGCUGAUGUGUGCCAAGAUUGCAUCAAGUUCCUUACUGAUGCCCAAGCAGAAGCCAAGACCAACUCCUCAUACAUAGACACUCUCAUUGAGAAUAUUGAGAAGAAGUGUGACCAGUUGGGACCCGGUUUGUCUGACAUGUGCAGACAGUAUGUCAGCCAGUAUGGUGUUCUUGCUCUUCAGCAGCUUUUUGCGAUGAAGCCCACAGAUGCAUGUGCCCAUGCUGGUUUCUGUAGUGCCGUGAAGAAGUCUGCUCCCAUGGUGCAGCUGCAGCCUGCCAAAAUGUUACCUGCAGCAAAGACCUUGCCUGCUCUCAAUCUUGUUCCUGCCACCAAAGUGGAAUCUGCCAAGUCUGCAAAACGUAUGGUGCGGGUUCGUGAAUCCCCAACAUGUGCAAUCUGCGAGUUUGUGAUGAAGCAGUUGGAAGCCAUGUUGGAAGAUCAGACAACUGAGGAGGAGGUGAUAAAAGCUGUGGAGCGGGUUUGCACAUAUUUGCCAUCCAGCCUGACUGGCCAGUGUAAGGACCUGAUUGAGACAUACGGACAGGCCAUCAUCGAGCUGCUAGUGCAGCAGGUUGACCCCAAGACAGUCUGCACGGUGUUGGCGCUCUGCAAUGAUGCCAAGCGUGCAUAUGUCCCUGCCCUUGAUGUGACCACCUACAAAGUUGGUGGCUACUGCAAGGUGUGCAAGAUGGCCGUCGCCUACAUUGAUGGAAUCCUGGAAAAGAAUGCAACUGCGACGGAGAUUGAAGAUGCAGUGAGAAAAGUUUGCAGCUUCCUGCCGGACUCCUACAAGGAGGAGUGUGACCAGCUGGUUGAACAGUAUGAGCCCAUUCUUGUGCAGCUACUGCUUCAGAUGCUCGACCCUGACUUUGUGUGCCUGAAAUUGGGUGCCUGUCCUGAAGCAGUACGCAGGAUGCUGGGAGUCGAGCAAUGCAGCCUGGGACCUUCAUUCUGGUGCAGGAGCAUGAAAACAGCCACCCAAUGCGAUGCUGUGGCUCACUGCAGGCGCCAUAUGUGGGCAUAGAAGAGGAGCAACACAAACUGACUUUUGAAAACUUUUUUUUUUUGGGAAUUAACUGCAUUGCUGCUUCCUACUCAACUAUUGUUCUUUUCUCUAUUAGACUAAAUAUGUUUAACAUAAUUUGAUAUGAUUUGUGACCUGCACUGUCUUUCCCCUCGGUGGCCGGGGUUAGUUACGUGUCUACUGACUGGCUUGCAUUCUGAAAACAGGCCAGUUCACCAAGGUUUUGCAUAUUUAGGUUGAUUUUAUUUUUUUUUGUGUCCUGCUUGCUGGUCUGAUCAUAUGUAAUAAAUGUCACGUUUUACACGUAGGUGCAGAGUCAACAGCCAGCAGGCGGCUUUUCGCCUAGCAGUCAGAGCUAACACAAACUGUUAAGUAUGACAGACAAGUGUAACCUUUAGCGGUGUGUUCUCUUCUAAAGCAAAUGUUGAUCUUUGUCAGCCAGAAUGUUUUACUGUGCAUUGUUUUUGUUUUUUUAAGGAGAUGAUAUAAGGUAGUGAGACGGCCUUGGUGUGUUCCUCUUGUUGUUUGCACUUUCCCAACAGUUCGUAAGUGGUAGCUUUUUCUAACAUACACAAAAGCAUCUUGUGUUCUGCUUUAUGUCCUGAGCCAGCUUAUAUUUGAUCUGCUAAUUUUAACUAUUAAAAUAAUCCCACCCCCUGGAA
This is a messenger RNA of Doryrhamphus excisus (bluestripe pipefish), 2390 nucleotides long. It is a transcript of the gene psap, whose product is annotated as prosaposin. NCBI's taxonomy places the organism in Eukaryota, Metazoa, Chordata, Actinopteri, Syngnathiformes, Syngnathidae. Gene Ontology annotation, cellular component: lysosome. Gene Ontology annotation, biological process: sphingolipid metabolic process. The record is from RefSeq and is a predicted model, not a curated record.